UUGAUGCUGCAGCAUUCGCUAAGAAAAGCAACUUUCCUGUAUUAAGCUCAUGGUAAAAUUUAUUCGGGCGAUAGCUGGGACACAGAAAUAGCAUUUUACUUCGCAAUCAAACCCAGUUAUGGAAUAUCUUUCCGGACUGUCGCAAAAAGAAAAUGUUCGCGCCGCCUGCAAAAAGUGUGGUUUUCCGGGACACCUAACGUAUCAGUGCCGUAACUACCUGACGGUUGACCCACAAAGUCACGCGGUUGUGCCGAGCCAACAGCGUCCCGGGAGUGAAUCGCCGGAGCAAAACUAUCUCACCCCCCUGCAGGAACUGAGAAAACAGGAAGAAGAAGAGGAAGCCCGGAAGGCGGAAAAGGUGGCGCGCAAGGAACGUGCACGCAGAGCCAGGGAGGCACGGAAGGAGAAAAGGAAACGCAAACACCGCAAACGUUCCCGAUCACGGUCCAGCUCGAGCAGUUCUGACACAAGUGAUACGGACGGUAUCGGUAGUAGUGGUAGCAGCAGCGAUGGCAAACAUAAAAAGAGAAGUAAAAAACGGUCGAAGAAAAAGCUGAUUAAAAUACGUAAAAAGUCCAAAAAGGGAAAUCACAGCCACAAGCGAAGAGAUCAUGAUAGCAGUUCGGAUAGUUAAGAAAGCAUUUAAACGUAGGAAGGUGGUAGACAUUUUCAAAUUGGUUACUAAGAAGCACAUGGUAUAAAAGAAACACCGAAAUUCGGACGUAAAACUAUAGGACUUCCUGUUUCUGGGAAAACCGACGUUAUGUCUAAUAUAAAUCAGAAAUUUUACUUAUUGAUUUAAGGACUGUACAGGAUGGUUUCAUAACACUUAUUCAUAUAAUUCGAUAACAUAAGCUUUCGUACGAAACAAGAACAA
This is a messenger RNA of Anopheles moucheti, 877 nucleotides long. Its product is annotated as protein SREK1IP1. Gene Ontology annotation, molecular function: nucleic acid binding; zinc ion binding. Lineage: Eukaryota; Metazoa; Arthropoda; Insecta; Diptera; Culicidae. The transcript has 2 exons. The record is from RefSeq and is a predicted model, not a curated record. Bases 119 to 634 code for a protein of 171 amino acids.